Messenger RNA from Schizophyllum commune H4-8, 1195 nucleotides. RefSeq lists its product as uncharacterized. Lineage: Eukaryota; Fungi; Basidiomycota; Agaricomycetes; Agaricales; Schizophyllaceae. The record is from RefSeq and is a predicted model, not a curated record. The transcript has 3 exons. The coding region runs from base 1 to 1077 and encodes 358 amino acids.
AUGCACGACGUGGAUAAUUUCGAUCGCGUCUUCCCGCCGCCGCACCUCUACGUUAAGCGGUGCCCGGAGCUCUGGCUUCCUGGCGACGGGAAGAUCGUCGUACAGGCAGGGAACCUCGGCUUCCGUGUCGAGCGAGACAUUCUCGCACGGCACUCCGCCGUAUUCCAGUCGAUCAUGGCAAACGAGGACGAUGGAAGCUUGGCGGCGCGGAGCGCCUACUAUGGAUAUCGAGAAGGGUGCCACUACAUCGUGGUCCAGGACGCGCCGGAGGAUAUGAAGGAACUCCUCAGUGCGAUGUUCAUCCCAGAGUACUUCGAACGCUUCCCCCCUGCGGCGGACUUUGGGGUCAUCGAGACCGUACUGCGAAUGAGCCACCGGUAUCAGGUCGCGUAUCUUCGUCGACGCGCCCUCGGGCAUCUCGCACCCUUCUACCCGACACGCCUCGUCGACUUCCCUCCUCACGUUGAGCCCGCUGGACCGGCCUUCAUCAACAAUGGCGCGCUGCACACCGCCGUGGCCAUUGCAGCUGGAGAAGCCGGCGCCACCUGGAUCCUGCCGACAGCCCUAUACCUCGCCGCGACUGCUUGCUCGCGAGACGAACUGCUCGACGGCAUGGAGUGGCGCGGAAAGCUGCGCAUCUUACCGGAGCAGUGGCGCCGGCCCGCGUUGACACUCACGCACGACCUAGGCUGGCAGUACAAGGCAUACGCUUGUCUUGUUACGCUCGUCGUCCCGCCUGGUUGUGCGCAGGAGGACCCGUUGGCAUGCCCCGCGGCGCGUACGCGGCAUAUCGCCCAGCGCGCUUGGUGCGAUGACCCACUCGACGCUCAUGGCUUCGACUCGCGAUGGGAGGCCCUUCGCGGAGUGCUCUGCGAGUCGUGCUUCUGGCGGGCGCAUGCAGACUACGGCGACUACAAACGGAAGGUGUGGGACGCGCUGCCAGGUCUGUUUGGGAUCGAGUUGGGGUGGGGGAAGUUGAACCUGCUCAAGUCGCAGCAGCUGGCAAGAGGGGACAAUCUAUCUGCUAGUACGCGGGCGAGGGGACUGCAGGACGCGUCGGAGAUCGAAAUGUGGUGAGACCUCAGACGAGGCCCGAGGGACUAUCGCGACGCGCUGUCUACAGACAUACUUCCUAUUCUUGUAUCCAAAGUACCUAUCUCCGCCUAUCGAAUGUCAAGAUAGGAUACAGCGCUAA